Cyclocybe aegerita is the source of this 1308-nucleotide messenger RNA. NCBI's taxonomy places the organism in Eukaryota, Fungi, Basidiomycota, Agaricomycetes, Agaricales, Hemipholiotaceae. The record is from the annotation of a GenBank genome assembly.
AUGGCAAGUAAAAAGGUCUUCCAAAUAGGUCCUCGUCCGCGAAAGGAAAUCCCUUGGAGCUGCCUUCUCCCUCCGAGUCUCUUUACCACCAUGCGUCCUCGGUCGCUCUUGCUACGCCGCUUCUCCCCUCAUCGGCUACCUGUACCUGCGCAGCUCUCUAGGAGCCCGGUAAGGUCUCUUGCCACGCAGGCCGUGCAAAAGAGGAAGACAAAGACGCCGUCCCCACCAUCCUCCUCAUCAUCAAAAACACCAAACCCGGUUUCUAAACCCUCACCCGCGUCACCCACUUCAUCCUCGAUCCCGACUCGGGCCAAUUCCGAAGGGCCGCCCCCAAAGUCCUGGCUGACGCGGAAAGUGGAGUCUUCGCCUGCAGCGAAACGGGUGUUUCUCGGUUUAACGAACCUGCUGGGAUAUGGUAGUCCGAAGCAGCUGGCUGGAAGACGUGCUUUCGUCUUGUACAAGGACGUGUGCGCCCCUCGACCAGAAGAGGAGGAGGCGUUCUGGAGAAACUCAUGUCACCUCCCUCCGACCUUCCAGUCCUGGUUUACCGUUACCAACUUCCACGUAUGGCUCCUGACGGCUCGCCUACGUGCGCUCCCCGUAGAGCACGCACGACACUACGAGCAAGCCCUGCUCGACCAUUUUUUCAUCGACGUCGAGGACCGGAUCCGCGCUGUCCUUCAACCUCCAACCUCCUUUGAGCUCCCGACACCAUACACCUUCAGUUCAACAUUCUACCUCAACCCCUACGCCCCGUUACCAGACGGAGAUGAGGGUGGCAAGCCCAAGAAGGUGAAACCAAGAGGAAGGGCACCGGAUAGGAUCGUGAUUCGGCAGAUGAAGAUCUUCAAGGAGCAGUGGAUGGGCAUGGGGAUCUCGCUCUCGCUCGGGCUCGUCAAGUCGGACCAGGAGCUCGCAGCGGCUAUUUGGCGGAAUCUGUUGGGUGCCAGAGGUGCGAGUGGGAUUGUGUUGCCGUCUUCUUCCGCUCCGGAUGUGACUGGGACAAAUGGCUACUUCCGACGAGCGGUGAACUUGGUUGGAGGAGAGGUCGUGAACCUUUCCAAGGUGGACCUCGAGAAGGAGGAGAGGACGGACGAUGGGUCAGGCGUACACGACUUCCCGCCUGAGGAGGUGGACAAGUACCUCGCCUACCCGGAGACGAUGCUCACCCUCGUCGGCUACGUCCGGCGCGAGCUUGUCCGUCUGGCCAAAGUCAGCGAUGAGGAUAUCCUGCAAGGCGAUUGGGAAAAGCUGAAAUUCAGCAGCAUCGGUGCGGGUAGUGGUAGUGGGAAAUUGUGGAUGUGCUAG